Prosopis cineraria is the source of this 2763-nucleotide messenger RNA. RefSeq names its product BRCA1-associated RING domain protein 1. The record is from RefSeq and is a predicted model, not a curated record. The transcript is spliced from 13 exons. Bases 315 to 2468 code for a protein of 717 amino acids. Gene Ontology annotation, molecular function: ubiquitin-protein transferase activity. Gene Ontology annotation, biological process: double-strand break repair via homologous recombination; positive regulation of transcription by RNA polymerase II; negative regulation of fatty acid biosynthetic process. Gene Ontology annotation, cellular component: BRCA1-BARD1 complex; BRCA1-A complex; plasma membrane. NCBI's taxonomy places the organism in Eukaryota, Viridiplantae, Streptophyta, Magnoliopsida, Fabales, Fabaceae.
UCCGCAAGCGCCAGGCGGGAGCGGGAAUUUCGUCCUGAGGGUGAAGUCUGAAAACCGAAAAGCUAAGAAAAACCCAAAAUGAGGGCGCGGACUUCAAACAACAUAGUUGCGCCAAUUAAAUUGGUUAUCGCGCCACUCUCUCAUGCGAAGACGAAAUCUCAGCCGUCCACUCUCACACCGCCUUUAAAUCGCGUCUCUUUUGAUGAGACCGUGGCCUCAGAUAAAUCAUUUGCUCACUGUAGUGACUAGACGUUGCUGGAACGAUCAUCUGUGUCAGUGUUUGUUUGGGGCUCGAAUUCUUCUCCGAUACGGCAAUGGAGGGCUCUGGAAAGCAUAGCAACAACAGUAAAUUCUUGAACCCGUGGAUGCUUCAGUUCCAGAAAAUGGGUCUUGAACUCAAGUGCCCUCUCUGUUUAAACUUGUUCAAAAAGCCGAUGUUACUUCCAUGCAGCCACAUAUUCUGCUGCUCCUGCUUAGCUGAUCGCUCAAGGCGUAGUUCAGUAUGUGCUGUCUGUAAUAAUCAUUAUGCUCAAAGAGAUUUGAGGUCUCUGCCUAUUGAAAACAUGGUUGCAAUAUAUAGAAGCCUGGAUGCUGCCUUUCAUGCCAAUCUAUCUCAGCAUCAUUCUUCUGAUGAGCUGCCAGUUUUGGAGCGGUGUGAAACAUUGUUGAAUGGGACUUCUAAUUAUAAAACGUUCAAGGAACCAUGCAAAACAUCUCUAGGAGAUAACCUACAUCGGGAGCAGUCAGUAUUUUCACAAACAAUGGCUGAAUGUGUUAAGGGUCCUUUCAGUUUAGACCAUUCUAUGGAAGUUGAUAUUGGCAAGAAUCACAAAUAUGAGAAGAGUGGUAAUGUGGUGCAUGGUAAAGAUAAGGAUUUUGAGGUUUCUUGCAAGGAAGAGAUUCUGAUUAAAAGUUCCCAACUGGAUGGAAGGGCCCAUGAAGAUUGUGGGCUUGUUGAAAUGGACAUAAAUCAAGUCACUCAAUCUUCACCAGACAGCCCUCCAUUUUGUGAUACAAAAGGGUCAGACAAUGACUGCAGCGACCAGGAUAGUGAACAUCACAUGCCUGUUGAGAUAUUAGAAAGUUCUUCAUCAAAGAGAACAAGCAAAGAAAAUGAAAUAUUGGACAAACGGAUCCAGUUGCGGUCUGAAAGCUCUGCCUCUGAAACAGAGGGUAUUGUGAGGGACUCCAAGAGGCCUAAAAAUGGCAAUGAUGGCAUUCAACCUAAUGUAACCCAUCAAACCAAACCCAUGGCUUCUGAAUGUAAUAUGGACCCUAAAUGUGGAAUGGACCUGAAUUCAUGUUCAAAUGCAAAUGUGUGUUCUUUUUGCCAGUCUUCUAGAACCUCAGAGGUUACUGGGCCAGUGUUGCAUUAUAAAAAUGGAAAUUUGUUAACGGGAGUUGCGGCGCUCCAACCAAAUGUCAUACAUGUACAUAAACUUUGCAUUGAAUGGUCACCUCAGGUGUAUUUUAUUGGUGAAACCGUUAAAAAUUUGAAGGCAGAAGUGGCAAGGGGAGCCAAGCUAAAAUGCAGCAAAUGCGGCCUCAAGGGGGCUGCUCUUGGAUGCUAUGUUAAAUCCUGUAGGAAAACUUAUCAUGUUCCUUGUGCAAUGGAAAUCUCAGCUUGCCGAUGGGAUGAUGAGGAAUAUCUUAUGCUCUGUUCAGCUCAUUCUCACGUCAAAUUUCCAUGUGAGAAAUCCAGUUCUGAGAAACAGGGCUCCCAAAAGAAGCAUCCUGCGUCAUCAAAUUUGACACCUAAGCUGUCAAAGCCCCCAGUAGUUUUGUCAGAUGAUAGUAAACAUUUGGUUUUCUGUGGAUCUGCUCUGUCUACAGAUGAAAAGAUACGUUUGAUCAAUUUUGCAAGUAGGAUCGGUGCAACUGUUACCAAGUUUUGGACGCCAGAUGUGACACACGUGAUUGCAGCAACUGAUUCAAAUGGAGCGUGUGCCAGGACACUUAAAGUUCUUAUGGGCAUUUUAAAUGGCCAGUGGAUCCUUAAAAUGGACUGGGUUACUGCAAGCAUGGAGAUGGCGUGUCCAGUGGAGGAAGAGCCAUAUGAAAUAUGUCUUGAUAACCAUGGGUGUCAAGGUGGCGCAAAAGCUGGCAGGCUUAGGGCAUUGGCCAGUGCGCCCAAGCUAUUUUGCGGCUUUAGAAUGUACUUUUCUGGAGAUUACAUGUCAGAUUAUAAGGAGGAUCUUGUAGACUUGGUUGUGGCAGGAGGAGGUACUGUUUUGGAGAGCAAGGAAGAAUUGCAAACAGAAGCUCAUGAAGGCAAGGAGACCUCAAAGCUGAUUGUUUACAAUCUUGAUCCCCCACAAGGAAGUAGGUUGGGGGACGAAGUUACAAUUCUUUGGGAGAGGUUAAACGAGGCAGAGGAUUUAGCUGCUGCCACUGGUUCACAAGUCGUUGGUCACACGUGGAUUUUGGAGUCAAUUGCUGCAUGCAAGUUACAGCCUUUUAUUAGUUAGAUUAGAUUUCAUAUAGGCAGGCGAUUCCCAAUUGUAUGGACUAAAUUAGCAAGCUGUUGUGUCCAGUGAAAAGCUUGUGUACAGGUUUCAAAUGUAUUUUGUACCAUAACUUAGUUAUGAGUGGUAUAUUGUUUAAUGAUAUAUUCUGGAUCAUAGUGUCUCCUGUGAGCAUGAGUUAGUUUUGCUCUUCGACUAUGGCUAAAAUGUUAAGAUAUUCCUUAUUCUCCACUUUUUGGAAGCAUGGAAAGCAGGAAUGAAUAUGUUAAGCACAUAAAAGCAAUCUUGUUAUGGGUAA